AUGGACCCGCUUCCCUCCGUCGAAUAUGCGUACAACCUGAUUCAGCAGGAGGAGACACGACUCCGAGUGUUACAACAGGCAAACACCGGCGGAGCAGCUGCCACGGAUGGAAUCGGAACCGGCCUCGCCAUCCGAGGGUGGCAGAACCCUACCGGCAGCUCUCGGGGUGGCGGUCGCGGCAGCAACGGUGGUGGUCGCGGCAGCCACGGUGAUGGUCGCGGUGGCGGCAAUGGCAGAAAUCGGCAAAAUUGGUGGGAAGAGAAGCACGGCAAGCCGCCGCAACCGCAAACACCCUGGAACCGUAGCGGGCACGCCGCCGCAGCAGUUGGAGGCCACGGUGGCAACGCCGUGCAGGGGGUCGCGCAAACCGCCGGUGCUGUCCAGCCAGGAGGAAGGACCGGAAAUGAAGCUGCUCAGCCGGUGAACACAACCGGGGCAGCAAACUUCGUCACCGGCGGAAGUGGGAGUGUUAUUCGUGAUUGGAGUGAAGAAUUGAUGAGGGAAGAGGUGGCGCCCGAUUCAGGUUUUACCCCACCAAAAUUCUCAGUCACAAUUAGCCCCCAAAUCUCCUGA
Molecule: messenger RNA, 573 nt
Organism: Salvia splendens (bonfire salvia)
Lineage: Eukaryota; Viridiplantae; Streptophyta; Magnoliopsida; Lamiales; Lamiaceae
Product: glycine-rich cell wall structural protein 1.8-like
Exons: 3
Coding region: 1-573 (190 amino acids)
Source: RefSeq, a predicted model, not a curated record